AUGCGAUGCUUGCAACCACCAACGACGCAGCACACGCGCGACGCAGUGCAUCACAGACAUGCGGACAACGACAGGUCUGCUACAACCGCUGCUGGUGAGAGUCGGUUCUUUUACCUUCUCAAGAAAGGCUUUCAUCCCACGUUGACUGCUGUUCUUGGGGAGGUGAACCGAAUCUUGCUUUUCUUUAUCAACGUUAUUGACGCUCCCGUUCUCACGACGGACACUCACGGUCACAACUGCCACCAAAAGCUGCUCGCACGCAACAAAGGACCUGACCACACGGUCGUCCUUCGCAUUAAUCUCCCUACCAUCGCUAACUUCCUCAAACGUUUUGACGCAAGCACUUUGCAAGUGCAAUCUCUUUUGUUCAUCAACGUUGCGUAUGCCUUUUCUCACUCACAGGUUCUUCGAUGCACAACUGGUGCGUUGGAGAUUGCUACUAACCUUCCGAACGCUCCUCCGCCACAUCCAGCGCCAGAACCAUAUCCAACUGGACCCCAUCAAAGUGGUAUCUCGAAGCCCAAAUCCGUGCUCACCAGUCUCGAGAGUGCUCGGAUCUUCGAGGCUGGCGGAUUGUGCCACCAGAGACGAGAUAACAAGCCGCCACCACGUCCUGCACCUAAUCCGUACCCAACAGGGCCGCACCAAAGCAGUAUCAAGAGACCCAACAAACCACCUCCACGUCCUGCGCCUAACCCAUAUCCGACCGGACCACAUCAGAGCUAG
Molecule: messenger RNA, 726 nt
Organism: Alternaria arborescens
Lineage: Eukaryota; Fungi; Ascomycota; Dothideomycetes; Pleosporales; Pleosporaceae
Exons: 1
Coding region: 1-726 (241 amino acids)
Source: RefSeq, a predicted model, not a curated record